AUCAUGUGUUCACCAAAAAUCCGAACCUUGUUUUAAUAAGUGCUUGUUUAGAGACGCAGUUCCAAAAUUCAAAGACACGUUGGUCCCGCAUUUUCGCUCAAUCGUCAUGUCUAUACGCCGUUUCACUACAUUUUUGUCUUCUGCAACUUCAUGGGUGUAUCGACAGACAUACUUGUGUACUCUCAAUCGGUUCAGAUGUCCACACAAAAUCGUAUCAAGAAACUUUUCACUUAAGACUGAGGGGAUCCAUAAAAAUGGUAUUGAAAAUAACCAGGAUCAUCAGCCCCGUACAAAAUUUGUUGUGGCACACGACGAAUUACAUUCAAGUAUUGUUGAAGGCAACGUGCAGUUGUUUGACGUCAGGAACUUGAGUGAUGUCGAGUCCACGGGCAGUAUCCCAGGUUCUGUCAAUAUACCUCUUGUGGAAUUAAAAAAAGCCCUUAGUCUAAGCGAUGAUGAGUUCGCCCAUAGGUUUGGUGUGUCAAAACCGAGAUUGGAUGAUGGUAACAUUGUAUUUUAUGGAUUAUCAGAUGUAUCAGCUGCUAGUGCCUGUGAAAUAGCACAUAAUCUUGGAUUUAAACAGGCGAAAUAUUACCCCAAAGGUUGGACAGAGUGGUCACUGAUGCACAAUAAUAAAUGAAAUCUACAGUGGCUCCUGUUUGUAAAUAAGAAGCCUACAACAAUGAAAUUUAUUUGCUUGUAUCAAAGUAAAUUCUUGACUUUAGUGAGUUAUAACAUUUCAACUGGGAAGCCUUAAUGCACUAAUGUAUUAUACCCUGUAAAUUAUGCUGCAAGCAUUUUCUUUUGUUGUAUCUUAUUUCAUUUAUUCACUUUAUCUGACGUUGGAGUAGAAACACGUCCCAUUAGUCACUCAUAGUACAUAUAGGAGUGUCUUCAGAUAAAUCCACCUGUUUAGUUGCCAACCAGAACUAACGGUGUGCCUUAAAGUUUUGUACACUCUCUGUAAAGAAUUAAACUAUUUGAACUGCUUUCAAUUUUUCAAUGCAGGUUAUGUUUAGUCUCGGGGCGUUUUUGUGCAGACGGAAAUACAAGUGAUGUAAGUUUGUCUUAGGUUUUCCGGGCACAACAAUUUUCGUCGAGAACUAGCAUUUAAUUGAAGUCUUCUCAUCUGAGAUACCUGGUCAUCAAUGCUUAUGGGACUUCAUGUCGUGUCACGCUUAUUCAUGACUCAAGCACCUGGCUAAGGUAGGCAGUGUAAAUAUAGUGGCAAACACGAGUCUCUUUGAUGUCUUUAUAUGUUGAUCUCCUUGACUGAAAGGUUUCAUUCUACACUGACAACUAUAGCUGGUUUGGUACCGUUUAAAUCAGUAUACGUUAACUAAGGUAAUUGUUAAAGGAAACUCCAUGAGCUAAAACAGGCUAAAUCACUUGGUCCACACGACUAACCACCGAAUAUCUUUUAAAGGUCAUUGAGUUUGUUUGGGGAAAAAAGAAUGCCUCACAAAUGAUGCCAUCAUCGUACCUAACUCAAAAAAUGGUCUACCUUAUACACGUGACAGUCAUAUGGAUGUAAUUUUGUUAACUGUCGCGUCUCAUACAUUGUCUGCUGCCGUCCUUCACGGGCUGGGUUUCGUUCAGGUCGUGGAUGCACUUACCAUGCGUUCAUUCUUCGUCAGUCUCCAGGACAUUGUUGGUUAAAAGUCGUAUUUCUUCAUAUUAGGGCAACCCUGGAUAUGAACAAAAUCACCCUUUGGAAUUGCUAGAGUUGGGUUUUCUUGAAAAUUUUGUUAACAUCCUGAGAUCCACUAUUAAUAUAUGUGUAAAACUUAGGCACUGUGGUAGUAAGUAAUUCCAUAUUAGUUUGUUUAUUAGGUAUAUCACACAGUGAAACAGUAUUAUUUACUGGAUGACGUUUCGAACAAAAUUUAUUGUUCAUAAUCAUAUCAGUUGUGAUCACACGACUUUGACACUUGAGUUUUAUAGCUUUCUUUCUUUCUGAGAUCCACAUAUAGAAACAUAUCGGUUAAAGUGAGAGCACACAACCAGCUGUCACCACAUAUCUCAACCUACAGUGAGGUUGUACAAUCGUUUAAUUCUCGUUAUCUUUGUUAGUGAUCGAAUUCUGUAGACAACUCUAAAGGAUGCGCGCGUUGGGUGUGUGCAGACGACAUCGCGUGCCAAAGGCUAUCCAAAUCACUUUACCAUUUGGCGAUCACUAUCAAAACAUGGUAAAUACUUCGCUUCGACUAAGUGCAAAGUAAUGUUCCUAGAUUGACAGGAACCUGUAUCUGUACUCACACUCGCAUAUGAGCCGUUAGAAGUUGGUAGGUUCGUGUAUUUAGAUAGCUGAGUUGUUACUGUAGGUGUGACAGAAGUAAACCCGGGCAGUAUACGGUAAUGUGGACACCUGGCACAGUCAAAUGUCAAGCCCACUAUGGUUCAGUGCUCACAGUCGUGCUCCAUGUCCAUGAAAUUCGACUUCCCUGAUCUGUGGCUGUGCAGCGACUCCGUGAGGUUGGUCGUCAUUUCAUCUGGUGGAUCCAUUUAAAUAAUUCAUGGACUGGAGGAGUGUUUGAACAGAGUGGAGAUUGCCUUUAACUAUGUGUUGUCAAGUGAGACGGACUCAGUGACUACGAUUAUCAUUUCUGCAGCCUUCGUACGGUUCACUUUUUGCUAGCCCAGGAACUGGGUGGUGGAAGAGGUGUGACCAGCUCAUGACGUGGCGUCGUAGGAUGGUGGGUAGUUGUGUUUUGCUAGCGUCACGAUUCCCUGGGCGGGGUCGGAGAAGAAAUCUUCUUCAGUACUCGGAGACACCAGGUUGGUUAAGAUUCAUAGUCAGUGAAGAACAUGCUGCAUCUCCCCCUUCCUAAAAGUAAUAUUGAGCAAUAAACGUUAUGUUAAACGCUGUUGAUAUAUAUUCUCGCAUGCUUUCAUGAUGCCAUCCCUCCUUUUUAUUUUUCCGUAUGAUGUGUUUUUGAAUGGCACAUCUUUUGGUAUCCAAGUUUAAAUAAAUAGAUAGCCUACAUACUAUUAGGUGCUUGAGAGACAACUCAUCAAGUAAUAUAUAUAUAUAUAUAUAUAUAUUGACAUGUUAAAGUAAGUGGAUUUAGCUUUUUAAAGCUGCGUAACGCAUUAAGCACGAAGGUAUAUUUAGAUUUUAAAUUACUAUAUUCUUUUGUUUUUUAUUUCCAACUGAGUGUGCUGUACAUAUGCAUUUAUUAUGACUCAGAGUCCCAAGUUGAAAUUAAAAUCGGCAUCUUUAUCAGUUUCUUUCGCUACACCUAGGAAUAGUGAACUGGAUAAUUUAGUACUACAGAAGAGUGAUCUGGAAUUCAUGAGAUAAAAUAACUGAAUAACAAAAAAAGUUAGUCUUCCAUAUAUUACGUGGAAAUUAUCAUAAUGAAAACCGACUAUACUAACUGAAAGCUUAUCCUUAGGGUAUAAUUGGAACAGUGCAGAAGUUUUCUUUCUUAAUUCUUCUCUACAUUCCGGACAUUUGCAUCUCGAAUUCAUAGAUGAAAAGAACAUUUGUCAUUUUUGAAAAUUCGCUUGCUGUGAAUGCAUUAGCUUCCCAUUAGUGGUUGUCAUAGCAUUUUAUUGAAUAUGGAAAAUAUCAUAGUACUGGCUGAGACUGAAGCAGCUAUUGGUAAAGUAAAAUCAUUAUGAUAAAAGCAUGUCUGCCAGUGAUUCGCAGUUACAGCUGUGUCGUGCAAAUUACUAUAGGCUCUCGCGCUAAAACUUAGCAGUUGUAAGAUCCAUUACUUUGCAACGACAUUGAAAAGGAGGAAUAAACCGGAAUUAUAGGGUUACAUAAUCAUCAAAUCUAAAAGAGUAGUAAAAGUGAAUAUAUCACUUCAUGAACUGUGCUGAGCCGCUUAUUCCAUAUUAGUUUGUUUAUUAGGUAUAUCACACAGUGAAACAGUAUUAUUUACUGGAUGACGUUUCGAACAAAAUUUAUUGUUCAUAAUCAUAUCAGUUGUGAUCACACGACUUUGACACUUGAGUUUUAUAGCUUUCUUUGUUUUCUCCAAUUUGUCGUAGGGGGAGUAGAAUUUUCCAGAUAUCGGGGACAGGUGAUGAAUCAUUCCUAUUACAUGUAUUUGCAGUUGAUUCAAUAAACAAAGCUUCUGUUAUCAAUCUCUCCCUCCCUAUACCCUGUGACAUUAGAUUUUAAAACUGUCAUCCUAUCCCAUCCUAUUGUAUGGUUGUGUGUGACUGCAUGUAGAGCCGCUUAGUCGAUAGUGAUAAACUACAGACUCAUAUUAAUAGAGGGACUGGAUCCGCGAUAUAACUACCUGUAUAGUACAGAACAACACUAGUGCCACUUCAAUCCGAUCACCUCACUGUUAUUUUUACAACCUAACAGUGUUGCAGAUAGCAAAGAUGUCUAAGGAAGAAGGUGGCUUGGUGUGAGUAACACAUGUUUCUACCAUCUCAGUCGAUUGAUUUACGUAGAAUUGUACUUACAUUGUUCACUAUGUAGAUUCACUCCACAUGAACAAAUAAAUGUGCUGAAAGAAUCUCGUAAUCGUCCUCUAUUGUUUUAAUGGUCAGUGACUAUUUGUCAAACGUAAGCUGGAAUAAGAUUGCCUAAUUCGCUACUGUAUAGUGCAUGCUUUACAACUUGCGUACGUAAUCGAGUCGUUUGUACUUUGUUACGACACUCAAAUCGGUAGUCAAUAAGUUAGCUCUUGUUUUUGUUGCCGUUUAAUCUUCUUCAGUCUAAUAUAUUUCUUAAUUUUUAGUUUUGAUAGAUGAAAUCAACACUUGCAUAUAUUUAAUGUGUUCUUAUUUCCACGUGAUAUAAGUGUGCUUCUAGGUGGGGAUAUAUACACUGAGUUGGUGACAAGUGUCAUUUUAUUAUUAUUAUUAUUGUUCCCUUGGGUUUCAAGUGGAACGCAGGGCUUCAACAACACAUCUCCACUUUUGUUUUCUGCCAUCCCCUUCAGCUGCGUCCACUAUUUCCCAUUCUAUCUCAUUUCUUCCUCACACGAUCUACUCCAUGUCAUCCUAGGGCGACCCACUCGUCGCUUCCCAUCGGGAUUCCACUCCAGCGAUGGCCUGGCGCGCGAUGUCAUUUGACGAUUCCCUCAAUGUAUGCCCGAUCCAUCUCCAUUUUCUCCUACACAUUUCUCGAGUGUUCGGCUCUUGGUUGGUUUUUUCAUCGCCAGAGUUCCUUGUUACUAAUUCUUCCUGGCCUGUUGGCCAUUUGAUCUUCAGUAUGGAGCCAGUGAAGUGGGCAACUGUUGAUAAAAGUCUGCAACCUGUUUGAAGUCCUCUCAUGACAUGCUCGCCAAGUUUCUGACUCGUAUAGAAGGAAUGACGACAUUGGUGUUGAUUUUGAUAUGGUUGUGUUCUCUGAGGUGAAAAGUUAAUUUGCGAAGCUUUUAUCGCCCUACUAGGCGACAUCUUCAGCGCAUACUUCAAUUU
Messenger RNA from Trichobilharzia szidati, 5391 nucleotides. NCBI's taxonomy places the organism in Eukaryota, Metazoa, Platyhelminthes, Trematoda, Strigeidida, Schistosomatidae. The record is from the annotation of a GenBank genome assembly.